This is a messenger RNA of Daktulosphaira vitifoliae (grape phylloxera), 1162 nucleotides long. RefSeq lists its product as uncharacterized. The transcript is spliced from 6 exons. NCBI's taxonomy places the organism in Eukaryota, Metazoa, Arthropoda, Insecta, Hemiptera, Phylloxeridae. The coding region runs from base 177 to 1100 and encodes 307 amino acids. Gene Ontology annotation, molecular function: phosphatidylinositol bisphosphate binding. The record is from RefSeq and is a predicted model, not a curated record. Gene Ontology annotation, cellular component: membrane.
GGUUAACUCAUAAAAAUAAUAAUAUAAUAGGAGGUCGCAUAGUAUGUUGUAGUAACUAUUUUCUCUUUUAAUUGGUUUGUAUUUACAGUCUAAUAUUGAAAUAAUAUAUUAUUCGUUCAAAAAAACGCUAUAUUGUUAUUUUACUGUAAUAAUUCAAUUUUGGAAAAUACUAAAAAAUGAAUAUGGAAAAUUUAUCGAAAUUUUAUAAAGUUACAGCAAACGAAGAAUACCUUAAAAAUCCAAAACUCAUAGAAAAUGAUGUAAAAGAGCUACUUGAAUGGGCUCAAGAUAAUAUUAAAGUUUUUGGAAAUUUUAUGGAUAUUCAAAUAAUUAUAUUCUUGCAUGCUUGCAAUUACAACAAAGAAUAUACAAAAAAAAUCAUCAGAGAAUAUUUUACACUACGAGCUACAAAAUGCGCUAUUACGUUUAGAGGGAGGGAUCCUUUUUAUAAACAUAAUCUAAAACAAUUAGAUGUAAUUCAUAUGCAUUUAAUCAAAGAUGAAAAUGAUGGCUUCAAUUACUUUUGGACGAGUUUGAAAAUUAAAGAUGCUUCAAAAUAUUAUCCGAGUACUGCAGUUAAGUUGAUGCAUAUGGCCAUCGAACUUGAACAGAUUGAAAAUGGUACUGCGCCAGGUUAUAGAGUAAUAAUUGAUUCUACUGAUGUAGGAUUUAGUCAUGCAAUGCGUUUCUCCAUUAAUAAUGUUAGAAAUAUGAUGAUUUAUAUUCAAAAUGCAAUACCAUUUGUGAUUGAUAAAAUAUAUGUAAUAAAUGUAACACCAGGUAUAGAAAAAAUUUACACAUUAGCAAAACCGUUUAUGCACAAAUCGUUAAUAGAUAAAGUAAUUAUGAAAUCAGUUUUUAAAACAAAAGAAUUUUUAAAGUCAUUACCUCAACAUAUUUUAUCAAAAGAUUAUGGAGGUCUAGGACAAUCAAUGAAUGAACUAACAGAAAAUGCAAAAAAUAAAUUAAACGAAAAUCGGGAAUAUUUUAUUGCAGAAGAACUGUUUAGAAAUGGCAUUUUAUAUAAUGAUGAAGUUGAAACAAAUUUACCUAUUGAAAACGAAAGCGUGCCGACUUUUAAAAAUUUAUGCAUAGAUUAAAUAUAAAAGCCUAAAUUAUAAAAUUAUAAAUUUAAUUUAAAUAAAAAUUUAAUACAAACAUA